Molecule: messenger RNA, 1205 nt
Organism: Morus notabilis
Lineage: Eukaryota; Viridiplantae; Streptophyta; Magnoliopsida; Rosales; Moraceae
Product: serine/threonine-protein phosphatase PP1 isozyme 3-like
Exons: 3
Cellular component (GO): nucleus; cytoplasm
Molecular function (GO): protein serine/threonine phosphatase activity
Source: RefSeq, a predicted model, not a curated record
CUCACAAAGAAAGAUGCCAAAUUCGAAUUCCCCCAUUUGAUUUAAAGCUCUAUCCUUUCUCUCCUUUUCCUCUCUUUCUCCGUCUCCUUCUCUGUCAGCCAUGAAAUUUUUUGAAGCUUGAUAAUAAGUCUUCUUCCUUAUUCUUCUUCACCUUUUUUUCUUUUGUAGCUUUAAUAAGAAGAACUAAUUAGCCUCAAAAAAGAAAAGAAAAUGCAAGCUUCGGUUCUUGAUAGUAUAAUUAAUAGGCUUCUUGAAGUUAGGACCAAUCCGGGAAAAUUAGUUCAGCUUUCAGAGGGAGAGAUAAGACAGCUUUGUUAUGUUUCUAGAGAUAUUUUCAUGAGGCAGCCCAAUCUGUUGGAGCUUGAAGCACCGGUCAAGAUUUGUGGUGAUAUUCAUGGCCAAUACUCUGAUCUUCUAAGGCUUUUUGAGUUUGGUGGAUUACCACCUCGUUCGAACUACUUGUUCUUAGGGGAUUAUGUAGAUCGCGGAAAGCAAAGCCUCGAAACAAUAUGCCUUCUCCUCGCGUACAAAAUAAAAUACCCUGAAAACUUCUUCCUCCUCAGAGGCAACCAUGAAUGUGCUUCCAUAAACCGCGUAUAUGGCUUCUACGACGAGUGUAAACGAAGAUUUAAUGUUAGACUUUGGAGAAUAUUUACAGACUCCUUCAACUGCCUUCCUGUGGCUGCGCUGAUUGAUGAAAAGAUACUCUGUAUGCAUGGAGGACUUUCUCCUCAUUUGAACAGCUUGAAUCAAAUAAGAACAAUUCCACGACCAACCGAUGUCCCAGAACAAGGCUUGCUAUCUGAUCUCCUCUGGUCUGAUCCUAGUAAAGAAAUUCAAGGUUGGGGCCCGAAUGAUAGGGGAGUGUCAUUUACAUUCGGCGCUGACAGAGUUGCUGACUCGCUUAGAAAACUCGAUCUUGACUUAAUUUGUCGAGCUCACCAGGUUGUAGAAGAUGGAUAUGAGUUCUUUGCUAAUAGGAGACUUGUAACCAUAUUUUCGGCGCCCAACUAUUGUGGAGAAUUCAACAAUGCCGGCGCCAUGAUGAGCGUCGACGAGACCUUAAUGUGUUCUUUUCAAAUCUUAAAGCCUACUGAUAAGAAGCCAAAGUUUGGCUUUGGAGGUUCAUCUGCUAAGCCAAUUUCUCCUAAUAAAAUCAAGGUACAAUCAUUCUUGCUCCAAAUAUAUGACCUUUUUAUAUCUUU